Molecule: messenger RNA, 1694 nt
Organism: Bactrocera latifrons
Lineage: Eukaryota; Metazoa; Arthropoda; Insecta; Diptera; Tephritidae
Gene: Kyat
Product: kynurenine--oxoglutarate transaminase 3
Exons: 6
Coding region: 16-1560 (514 amino acids)
Biological process (GO): biosynthetic process
Cellular component (GO): cytoplasm; mitochondrion
Molecular function (GO): L-kynurenine:2-oxoglutarate transaminase activity; pyridoxal phosphate binding
Source: RefSeq, a predicted model, not a curated record
UUACCACUUAAUAAAAUGCUUGCUUCAGUAGCUGUUUUGAACAGCUGGUUUACACAAUCAUAUACAUACAAAAGUGUUGAAAACUAUAUAAAAGUCUUUUUAAAACUAUUUAACUUUUCAUUUUAUGGAAAGAUCAGCGCUUUGUUUUCUGUGUCAUUUCUGUAUGAAUAUGUAUACGAAGUGCCGAUGUUCAUUCUUCCCUCACGUAUUUUGUGCCAACAAACGCGUCAAUUACGAAGUAAACAAAUAAUUAUAAGUACUGCUCUCCACAAUUUACAACAAAGGGAACAAUCUAGCAUUGCCAUGGAAAAAUUCGGUCUGCCUAAACGUUUGCAGGGCGGCAAGCCAAGUGUUUGGAAUGAGUACAUUACGUUAGCUAUGCAAUACAAACCCCUCAAUUUAGGGCAGGGAUUUCCAGACGAACUUCCACCAUCUUAUGUUACGAAUGCCUUAGCGGAUAUAGCGAAAAGCGACAAUCCUAUGCUGCAGCAAUAUACACGUGGUUAUGGUCAUUUAAGGCUCGUGCAAGCAUUGAGUAAACUUUACUCAGGAUUAGUUAAGCGUGAGAUAAAUCCACUUAGCGAAAUUCUUAUAACAUCGGGCGCAUACGAAGCACUCUAUUCGGCUAUAAUGGGUCAUAUCGAUGAUGGAGACGAAGUAAUUAUCAUUGAGCCAUUUUUUGAUUGCUAUGAGCCUAUGGUGAAAAUGGCAGGUGGUGUGCCACGUUUCAUAGCACUGAAACCGAAUAAAUCGAAUGGUACUGUGAGUUCUGCCGACUGGGUGCUGGACGAUGCCGAACUGGAACAACUUUUCAACAAUAAAACCAAAAUGAUUAUACUCAACACACCGCACAACCCAAUCGGAAAGGUGUUCCAUCGCGAAGAGUUAGAACGUAUCGCUGCUCUAUGUCGUAAAUGGAAUGUUUUGUGCCUAUCAGAUGAGGUCUAUGAAUGGCUGGUUUACGAUGAUGCUAAGCAUAUUCGUAUUUGUACUUUGCCCGAUAUGUGGGAACGUACCAUAACAGUUGGUUCGGCCGGCAAAACAUUUUCAGUAACUGGCUGGAAAAUCGGUUGGGCCUAUGGACCAGCGAACUUAAUUACCAAUUUACAACUUGUGCAUCAAAACUCAGUGUAUACGUGCCCUACUCCAAUACAAGAGGCAGUAGCACGAGGCUUUGAGUUGGAGCUAACCCGGCUGGAAUCUCCUGAUUGUUAUUUCAAUAGUUUGCCACAAGAAUUAAAAGUGAAAAGAGACUUCAUGGCGAAAUUUUUGCAGGACGCAGGUCUGAAGCCUACAAUACCCGAGGGUGGCUACUUCAUGUUAGCUGAUUGGAGUAAAUUGGGUAACAAAAUUGAUUUAAGCUCUGAGGUGGAUCAAUAUCUGGAUUAUAAAUUCACUAAAUGGAUGACAAAAAAUAUGGGCUUGCAAGGAAUACCUCCAAGUGCAUUUUACGGUGAAACUCAUAAAAACCUUGGUGAAAAUUUUGUACGUUAUUGCUUUAUCAAAAAGCAGGAAAACUUGGAAAAGGCAGCAGAACUCCUUAAAAAGUGGAAAUCUUAAAGCCUUAUAAAGUGUGUAAAUAUAUUUUUUUUGUUAGUGUGUUGACGCUAUUAUUAAGAUUGCAUAUAUUUGUUUAUAAUUUAAUAUUUUUUGGUAAAGAAGUAAAAUAUUAAAAACUACACGUCAUAUGAUGA